CACCCUGCUCCGGCCCUUGCAGGGGGGAUGCCGCUUUAGCCGAUGUCGCCGCCGGGCUGGAGACCGAGUCCCCCAACGGGAAGGAUGCCCUAGAAGGGGCUGGGGACAGUUCUGAAGUCUUGGACACUCAGACAGGCUCGGUGGAUGAAGAGAAUGGGCGACAGCUUGGAGAGAUAGAGCUGCAGUGUGGGAUUUGUACAAAGUGGUUCACAGCGGACACCUUUGGCAUUGAUACAACAUCAUGUCUGCCUUUCAUGACCAACUACAGUUUCCAUUGCAAUGUUUGUCAUCAUAGCGGGAACACAUACUUUCUAAGAAAACAAGCGAAUUUGAAGGAAAUGUGCCUUAGUGCUCUGGCCAACUUGACAUGGCAGUCAAGGACACAAGAUGAGCAUCCAAAAACUAUGUUCUCAAAAGACAAGGAUAUUAUACCAUUUAUUGACAAAUACUGGGAGUGUAUGACAACUAGACAGAGACCUGGAAAAAUGACUUGGCCAAAUAACAUUGUAAAAACAAUGUGCAAAGAAAGGGAUGUGUUCUUGGUGAAAGAGCAUCCAGACCCAGGUAGUAAAGAUCCAGAGGAGGAUUACCCAAAGUUUGGGUUACUAGAUCAGGACCUUGCUAAUAUUGGUCCAGCAUACGAUAACCAGAAGCAGAACAAUGCUGUAUCUACCAGUGGAAGCUUAAAUGGUGGAGCCUCUUUGGGAGGAGGUAUUGCAGCAGGAGGUAGUGGCAAAGGAAGAGGAGCAAAACGCAAACAGCAAGACGGAGGGACCACAGGGACCACCAAGAAAACUAGAAGUUACCAGUCCACGAAAGGACCUUCCCUCUUAUCCCAUGACAACUUACUUAAGAGCCUUUGUGACCCCUUGUUUUCUGCUCAGCGCUUGCCACCACAUGGCUACCCUCUGGAACACCCCUUUAAUAAAGAUGGAUAUCGUUACAUUUUGGCUGAGCCUGACCCCCAUGCGCCUGACCCUGAGAAACUAGAACUAGAUUGCUGGGCAGGAAAGCCAAUUCCUGGAGACCUCUACAGAGCCUGCCUCUAUGAACGAGUCCUCCUGGCAUUGCAUGACCGAGCACCUCAGCUAAAGAUCUCCGAUGACAGACUGACCGUUAUUGGCGAGAAAGGGUACUCCAUGGUACGAGCCUCCCAUGGCGUGCGGAAGGGAGAGUGGUACUUUGAGAUAUCUGUGGAUGAGAUGCCACCAGACACAGCAGCCAGACUUGGCUGGUCACAACCACUAGGGAACCUUCAGGCUCCCUUAGGCUAUGACAAGUUCAGUUACUCCUGGCGCAGCAAGAAGGGAACAAAGUUUCAUCAGUCCAUAGGCAAACACUAUUCAGCUGGCUAUGGGCAAGGAGACGUACUGGGGUUUUAUAUCAGUCUUCCUGAAGAUACAGAGACUGCUAAGUCCCUGCCUGAUACCUACAAAGAUAAGGCUUUGAUCAAGUUCAAAAGUUACUUGUAUUUUGAAGAGAAGGACUUUGUGGAUAAAGCGGAGAAGAGCCUAAAGCAAACUCCUGGAAGCCAAAUCAUCUUCUAUAAAAAUGGUGUCAGUCAAGGAGUUGCCUUUAAAGACAUUUUUGAAGGUGUUUAUUUCCCUGCCAUUUCGUUAUAUAAGGGCUGCACGGUUUCAGUAAACUUUGGACCGUACUUCAAAUAUCCUCCGAGAGACAUCACUUACCGCCCCAUGAGCCACAUGGGCUGGGGUGCUGUUGUGGAGCACACGUUGGCGGACGUCCUGUAUCACGUGGAGACAGAAGUUGACGGGCGGCGAAGCCCGCCCUGGGAGCCCUAGGCGAGAUGCUUUGUAUACGGAUUUUAUACACUGGACACACGAGCUAUUUCUAGGGAAUUGCAACAUCCAGUUUCUGAACAUCACUACUUUGUAAAGGAUGAGCCAGUCUCAGCUCCUACCGAUCUGGCAGGUAUUUAAAGAUGGUUGAGGGCUGGGUUAUUGGCAGAGGGAGGUGUGUAUUAUAUUUUAAAAUGCCAACCUUCUCCACAAGGUCAUGGCCUUCUCACUGAAGUGCUGUUACAUGUACUGUGCUACUCAUUGGUAUCUUCCGGAGUUUUCAGCUGACUGUGCUUCUAACACGUGGUCGGUGUGAGUAUUUGAUUAUCACGACUUCUCAUUUACUAUCCAGUUACUCUGAGGAGCAGACAGCAGCCAUACAGCCCUGUAUCAUCACACGUGUCAACUGCUCAGUUGAUGCCAAAUACCUUAACACAGUGUAGUGUCAACAGCUGUGUUGUAAGAUUUUUAAAAAACUUGUAAACCGCUUCCGUACAAAGGGAUCUUGCUGUACCAGAACUGUAAAACUGAAGUUAGGGAGGAGAGUCUGAUUGUGGUUUUUAUAUUAACUGGCAACCAGUUUAAAAUAAAACCUUUCCCUCGUC
Molecule: messenger RNA, 2404 nt
Organism: Pelodiscus sinensis (Chinese soft-shelled turtle)
Lineage: Eukaryota; Metazoa; Chordata; Testudines; Trionychidae
Source: RefSeq, a predicted model, not a curated record